Molecule: messenger RNA, 3489 nt
Organism: Geodia barretti
Lineage: Eukaryota; Metazoa; Porifera; Demospongiae; Tetractinellida; Geodiidae
Source: the annotation of a GenBank genome assembly
AUGAGGGUGAACAUCUUCAUUAAAUGGCUAUCGGAAACCAUCGGAAACCAUCGGAAACCGUCGGCAGUUGCUGACAUUUUUUCCCACCACAAGGUUCUUUGGCUGACGGCUAUCUUCUGCCUUGUAGUGUUCGUUCUGCCAGCGAGGAGUGAUCAAAUUCCGAUUGCGGUAUCCGGUAAACCGAGAGCAACUCUUCAAGUUGGCGCAAACGCCUCGGAACAGGAGCAGUUCGCAGCCGUCGAAAUUCAAUCCUUUAUCCAACAAUUCACAGGUGCCAAACUCGACAUCCGUACCAAUCGUCAACCAACGGAGACGCAAACGGUAAUUGUGCUUGGCACCCCAAAGUCAAACCCAACGAUCGCAGGAUUACAGGCGAACGUAGAACUGACCUUGGCAAAAGAACUUGGAGACGAAGGCUAUCGUAUCAAAACAGUAGAGGUCGGCACAGAGAUUGUCAUUGUUGUGACGGCGCACACCGAGAGUGGAGUGGUUUAUGGUGCGUAUGCCUUCAUUGAAAACUGUAUUACGGCGUUGACGGGUUUGAAACCCGUACAUCCAGAGUUACCGGUUGCCAAAGCGCAAGCACUGCUCGUGCCGUUUAUGAACGAGACCUCAUCACCAUUUUAUCCCGUGCGUGCUGUGUUGGAGAUAGAGGAACCCGACUGGCUCGCACGCCACCGUAUCAACAUGAGUGGCGGCGAAGGCGUUUGGGCAGGCACGGGUAUUGAAGAUGGGUUCGGGACGGCGUUUAAAUAUGUGGAUACUCCUACGUUUGAAAUCUUGCAGGAUGAACCGAUAGGCGCGCGGCGAGAACGCAUCGCAGUGCUACAAAAUCGGUUUAAUGCACUCGAACGACGCGGUAUUGAUGCCUAUCUUUUCAUGUAUGUGACGGGCGAACCGACAGAGGCACUGAUUCAACAGCGUCCCGAUGUCCUUGGACCGGCGGUGCUUUACGGGGCUUCUCGGAAUGAAGUAUCUUAUCGACCGUUCUGUUGGUCCAAACCGGCGUUUCAUACGCUCGCAAAGGAACUGACGCAGACGAUCGUGCGCACCUAUCCUGCGCUUGCCGGUUUGCAUCUACGUUCUUGGGGGCAUGAGACACGCGCAUGCGAUUGUCCUGACUGUGGAGAUAGGACGGAACAGGGACAAGCAAAACUUUGGCAAGUCUACUUUACGAUUAUCAACGCCGCACGAGAGGUGCGUCCGGACUUCAAAUUUUAUAUCUCUGGGUAUGACAGCAGUUGGCUCAAGGAUGCCGCAGGCGUUUAUGCCCAGCAGCUACCGAAAGGGACUAUUUUCUCGCGAAAAUGGGGCGCAGAUGGCGAACCCGUCGUGAGUGCAGGCGUGCCUAUCCCACAAGUCAGAGCACUCGGAGAAAUCGGGCAUCGCUUUAUAGUCCUUUCGCAUGAAGUAGAGGAGGUAAUGCCGUUAUGGAUGGUGGAAAGUGAUCUGUUUGUGCAAGGUGUUCGGCAACUUGCCAAUAACCCCGAAGUCGUCGGUCUCGGUGGGUUUACUGUCCAAGGCGCAACACAAGGGUUGGGAUACCUUGACCGGCUUGUCAGUGCAAGCCUCAAUUGGGAUAUCAACCUCGACCAUUAUCAACUCCUUCAAAACGAGUUGAUAGCCCGGUACGGCACCGAGGCCGCGCCACACAUUCUGAAUGCCUUGCGGGUAAACGGAUGGAACAUGGCAAGUUAUUUCUCAGAUUAUGCUGGAUCUUUGACCGUAGGUGGCGCAUACGGCAGUGGAUCCGCAGGACUCGCAACGCGAUUCUGGACAUUGAUUGGACCACGGGCUGUUGAAGAUACGUUGGCUAUCCCGGAACUCGACAUUGCGAAACUCGCUGUGGACCGGUUCACAGCACUUUUGGCACCACAACAGCAGGCUGCAAACGAGAUACGGGUAGCAAGUGAGAUCGCGGAACCCUUUGAUCUGGAAGCGACCGAGGAUUUACGCGAUGCCGUUCAUUUGAUGGAACUGUGGGUACUGCUCUUUGAAAGUCGAGCCAAAUUGGUAGAAGCGAUAGCACUCGGCUACGAGCCAGGUACGGAAGAGGCAAUCCGUGCAAAAAUCACGAGUGCGAUAGAAUUUUCAAAGUCUAUACAACCCCAUAUCAAAGGGAUUGAGGAAUUUAUCCCACUCUUCGGAUAUUCGCAUCGGACGAUUGAAGCGGAGUUGUUGAGUGCCUUAAACGAAGAAGUCGCUUGGUUAACGAGUUUCGAUUAUAAGACGCUCCAGAGACACGACGAGGGCUUUUCGCCAGAGGAAACCCCUUUCCGAAUUUGGGAUGUUCACAACUACCCGAAUCCUCUGAAAGAAGAAACAACAUUUACCUAUCAGUUAUCGUUGGAUGCAGAUGAAGUCUCUAUCACAAUUUACGCUACAUCCGGACGGGUUGUAAAUGUCUUGAAAGGGGCUUCAGGAAACGAAGGCUACAACGAGUUUAUGUGGGAUGCACGAGACGCUGACGAACCGCCACCACCCCUCAUCAAUUUUGCAUUGGGCCGGAAUGGGGCAACCGCGGAUGCCUCACAAUCCGUUCCAAACCAUCGCGCAGAAGAGAUAAUUGAUGGUGAUACUAACUCUGAGACGUGGGAUGAAGGCAGUGGAUGGGGGAGUAGUUUAGAGCAUCUGCGUACCUCAGAUCUAAACAAGCGCCAUUAUGUAUCCGUGACGCUCCCUAAACCGGUCGAUAUUCGUAAAAUUGUUAUAUGGACGAUCGACUCCGAGGAGUAUCCAGCGCCGCAAUUCGGGUUGAAGGACUAUCGGAUUGAGUAUUGGCACGGCACCGGUUGGGGGCUUAUUCCAUCGGGCGAUACGAGAGACAAACAGUAUACAGCGCGAGAUAAUAGCAAAGGUAAGCGGGUUCAUGAAGUCCAGCAACGCCUAAUAGCGAGCAAAGUCCGGAUCGUUCCUGUUUCCUCGAAUGAUACGGUCCGCAAUUACCAACACAUGGCAGGCAAGCGACCUGUGUAUGAAGUGCAAGGCGUUGCGCGAGUUAUGGAAUUGGAAGUUUGGGGUUAUGCCGCCCCGGAAGUCCAUACACUCAAGCAGAUUGCACAAGGAAUCCCGCCCGAAUCAGUGGCGCAUCCUGUAACAACACAGAUACAGAAUGGUAAACAUCAGACCGAACCGACGAUCAAAGAGAUGAUUCAGAGGGUUUUAAACCGGUAUGAACUCGGAUACGAUAUGGCGGACCUAACGGAGGUUAUGUCCUGUUUUUCAGAGGUGUAUUUCUCCAAUGGACGCACAUACCAAGACGUUGAAACAAAGGCAACCGAAUUUUUUGAAGUCUAUCAUCAAAUUGACAUGACCCUGACCGACAUCGACAUUCAUUCGAACAUAGUUGACGAUACGGCGAUUGUAACGGGUGGCUACACGUUGCAAUAUGCUCCGAAAGCGAACGGUCAGGUUGAACAGACAUCUGGCAAAUUGACGUUGGUUUUCGCGAAUGAAGCGGAAACGUGGCGCAUUAUCCGGGCAGAAUAA